CAUUCUGGAACCCACAGCUGUGCUUAGAACUCACUGUUGACGUGACAAUUUGAGCUAUGCGGUGAUUUCUCUAAGGAUAAACAGAUCCAUCACUUCCCAGAGUCACAGAAGCCGCCGGACUUGGAGCCUCCGCCAUGACCAGCCAGUCUCAAGGGAUCCACCAGCUCCUCCAGGCAGAGAAAAGGGCCAAGGACAAGCUCGAGGAGGCUAAGAAGAGAAAAGCCAAGCGUUUGCGGCAAGCCAAGGAGGAAGCAAUGGCAGAAAUUGACCAGUACAGAAUGCAGAGAGAUCAGGAAUUUCGACAGAAACACGCUAAGUGUCCCAAAUAUUCAAGCAGCAGACUUUGGCCAAGAAGAGCAGUAGAACAGAUAAUGGGAUCUCAGAGUAAUAUCUCGGAAGAAAUAGAAGUGCAAACCCUAGAGAAGAUAAAAGAACUGAAUGGAAGCUACAACAAGUCCAUGGAAAGUGUGAUCAACCAGCUUUUGAGCAUCGUCUGUGACGUGAAACCAGAAAUCCAUGCAAACUACAGAAUCGCCAACUAAAUGUGCACACUAUUGUUCAAUAAACAGUGUCUGCAUGCCC
Messenger RNA from Eubalaena glacialis (North Atlantic right whale), 582 nucleotides. It is a transcript of the gene ATP6V1G3, whose product is annotated as ATPase H+ transporting V1 subunit G3. Gene Ontology annotation, biological process: proton transmembrane transport. Gene Ontology annotation, cellular component: vacuolar proton-transporting V-type ATPase complex. The record is from RefSeq and is a predicted model, not a curated record. The coding region runs from base 135 to 542 and encodes 135 amino acids. NCBI's taxonomy places the organism in Eukaryota, Metazoa, Chordata, Mammalia, Artiodactyla, Balaenidae. Gene Ontology annotation, molecular function: proton-transporting ATPase activity, rotational mechanism. The transcript has 4 exons.